Messenger RNA from Linepithema humile (Argentine ant), 4277 nucleotides. RefSeq names its product Fanconi anemia complementation group I (gene FANCI). Gene Ontology annotation, biological process: DNA repair. Lineage: Eukaryota; Metazoa; Arthropoda; Insecta; Hymenoptera; Formicidae. The record is from RefSeq and is a predicted model, not a curated record. Gene Ontology annotation, molecular function: DNA polymerase binding.
AUCUCUGUUUAUUCUUUUUCACAGGUUAAACGAUGAAGAGCGGGAAAUAUAUUGUUGAACAUUGUAUGUUGUAGACAAAAUAAAAGCACGAUUAUUAUAGUUAUACAUUGUUAAUUCGCGAUAUUAAAAUGAGCGCAAAGUUGGAUAAUUUGCUUAAUCAAAAAGACCGAAAGCAACUACACGAAUUCGUGCAGAAGACAUCGACUGAGGAGCUGACAAAAAUAAUAUCUACCAGAAUAUGUAAUUCAGAUAUUUCCAAAGUAUUGGAUGAGAUCUUGCAGGUGUGCUCAGAAUCUGAAAAUUUAUAUUCAAAAAGACUCAAGCUGAUAGAGUCUGUUUUAAGAGCUUUAGGAGAAGCCAAAGUUUCAAUCAGUCAUGCAAAUGACAUUGUAAAUCGGAUAGUGGUAGAUUUUCCAAAAUAUCCAAAACUGCAUUUGAUCAAAUUGGUGGAAUUUUGUCUUGCUAGUAUUCGUAACAAUGAUGAUGAAUUUAGAAGUUGGAAAGAUUUAUUACCUAUUUUGUUGGAAGUAUUGGAGGAAGAAAAAUAUAUUACUCAUAUGAACAAUGAAGUGUCUGGUUCUAAAUAUAAAUCUAUUAUUAUUAACAACAUAUGCAACAGUGAAUGGAACACAGAAAUUAUACCUUCAUUAGCAACAAUGUUCAGAGAUAUAUCUUUAGAAAAGGAGGAUCAUUCCACAGUAAUCACAUUAUUCUGUACAAGGCUGCAAAACGUACCUCUUGAAGAAGUACCUCCUUUUGUGCAUCAAUCAUUAAGAUUAUGCACUAAUCAGGAUAAUAAACAUCUUUUAGAAGCAUUACGAAGAUAUUUUACACUGCAAUUCUCUCAAGCUAAUUCUGAUGAUAAAGACAGCAUUGAGACUAUAAAUAUGAUAAAUCCCAAGGAAGUUCAAAAUAUUGAAAGUACAGUAUUAUAUCACAUAUAUCAAGCAGCACAGUUGAAUCACCAACAUAUAAGAGAUUACAUUAAGUAUUUCAAAAGUGUGUUGCACAUUCCUGAAGUUUUAUUGGAACCUUUUAUGCUUUCUGUGUUACUCACAGUUGCUUCUAUCGAUGAAAAUCAGAUUUUUGAAAUGUUACGGACGAUUAUUAAUAAGCGAAACGAAAAUGAUGAUAGACGGAAAAAUAGUAUGUGGUUGAGAAGUCUGAUUUCCGAUUCUUGUAGUAUAAUGACUGUGAUAGGGCGUGUCCUCGAUGCAAGUAACAAGGAUCGUCAUUUAGUGCUGAAAGGACUUGUGGAUUUGGCAUUUGUUCUCAUGGCUGCAGAAAAUAAAUCAAAAACAGUACCGCAUCCUUUAUGGCAGAUUGGUAUAAAUAUACUUCAGAAGAUCAUGAAAAUUCAUCAUGAAACAGUCGCGACUGUCUUUCAAACGUUAAUUGAUAAGAUAAUGGCAGGUGGAUCGUGUAUUUCUCAAUACACUGAUUGCUUGGCAUACAUGUGUCGUAAAUUAGCGGUUCUUGUAUUGGGUCAUCAAGAUGCUAUAAUAGCUCUUUUUGAUCAAAUCUCAUCUAUACCUGGAGAGAAUAGCAUUUUUAUCGUUUCCGCAAUAUUUCCAUUGAUACAAAUCUCAGUCAGUCUAAGAGACAAUUUGAUCUUAAUAUUGAGGAAGACUCUUUACAGAAAGGGCACGGCUAAUCGACAAAUGGCAGUCAGUGGAAUUUUGGAAAUGCUGAAAAAAUUAAAGAUGCACUCUUUAAGCGGUCUUGUGAUGAGUUCAAGUCAAUGUGCAAAUUCAUCGUCGACUGGUACAAGUUCCUCAUCCAUAUUGACUCAGGUAACAUUGGAGAGAGGUACUCCUGUAACAGGAUCCACUUCGAGAUACAAUAGAACUUUAUGUUAUGACGUACUGGGUAUUUUACGAAGAUGUUUUACUCAUGAAUGCAAAGUCCGAUUACAUUUGUACAACGGUUUAUAUGAAGCUGUAUCGCACAAUACCGAGAUAGCGGAAUAUGUAUUAGAAAUGUUACUGCCGCAUUUUGAAAUGUACUAUGAAACGGACGAGAAUGUCGUGAUCCCAGUUAAAUUGGAAUUAUGUACGAUUGUACAAGCAGAUGAGGUUGUUCCGCAGGAACCUCUGGCGGAACUAAUAUCUAUAUUACAAAAGAUUUACAUCAAGUCGGCUUUAGCGAAAUCAUCUCUUAUAAAUGAUUUGGCUAUAAUCUUGGAAUCUCUCUGCAGACGGAUGUCGCAACUUGAAACGGAACAUUUAAAUCUGGAUGACAAGCUUGAUUUAAACAACAGUAGCAGUAUCAAAACCCAAGAAAAAUUACAAAAUGUUUUAUUAAUAGUCAAAAUUUAUGAGGCUCUCAUGUCCUUUAGAAUUGACGCAUGGUCUGUGGAUUGUUCAGAUACUGCACAAAGUGUUAAAAAUCUAUUCAAAGGAUACAUGAGAUUUGUUGAGUUUACCAAGCGCGUACCAAGAGUUAAAAAAGGAGAAGGCAAGAAGGCUAAAAAGACACAAAAUGAUACAAAUAAUACAACCAUCAAAAAAACUGCCCGGACAAGCAGCAUAAAGCUACCACCUAGCAUCAUGGAUCUGUCUGCAAUAUACAAAAUGCUGUCACUCUUCUACUUGAAAUCCGUUUCUUGGACAACUAUGGAGCAAGUGGCUGUGCUAGUAGAAAACCAUGAUUUCUAUCAUUAUAUUCUGCGAACGCUAAUGCAAAGCUUACAAAAUGUUAAACUGUUGUCAGAGUAUAAUUUACGGAAACAUAAGAAACAGUACAUGAAGACUUACUUCGAAAUUGGAAAAUUAUUGUUUGAUCAUGUCGUAAAGGACUUUAAAAAAGUCCUUGAUAAGGACGAACCAGGCACUACAUUAGCAUUAGAAUGCUUUAAGGAAUUAUGUUGCUUAAUCUGCACAAGCUUUACCUCCGAAUUAUUGCAAUUUCUCAAUGUUAUUGUUUCUAAUAAAACAACUCGUUCAAAAGAUCUUAAUGUACAAUUAGAGAACGUGAUUUCUGUUUUAAGAGCGAAUUUCAAGACAUUUCUUAGUGAGAAGGAAGAAUAUGAGGAAAAUUUCAAAAAGAUACUUAAUAUAUUAUUGGACAUUAUACAUCAACUCACGCGAGAAAUCAACUUUUAUGAAACGAAUGGCAAUGAGAUAUUUGAUUCGAUGAUGGAAUUCACACAAUUGGAAAAUAUAGAUCCCCAAACUUCUUUAACUAUUUUCCAAAUUCUCUUCUGGAUAGAAGAACGUAAUAAAGAAUACGGGGAAUUAUUAUUAGAUGUCACGUUUGCAUUGUGUGAGAAAGUAGGCAACAUCGAUCAUGCUGAGAUGUCAACAACCAAUAAGUUUAAAAUUAUUUACGAAGAUACAGCGUCGCAGCUUUACAAUUUGGUGAAUAGUUCGAUAAAGGAGAAAUUGGACAAUGUGUCUUGGUUGUUAAUGCGGCUUAAAGCAGAGCAAAAUAUAACUUAUCCGUCUGGCACGGAUCUGGAAGCUCAUCAAGAAAAGCUGAAAAUUCAAGAACGUAAUUUGUGUAGACAAUUGUCACAUGUUAUACAAAUACUUUAUACAUUAGCCAAUGUCGCUAUUAAACCAGGAUCAACCACGGAAUUUAUGUUCAAUAAUUUAAGGACUUUAUACAACAUACUUGGCAGUCUUACAAAAUAUUUCCACGGAAAAUCCAGUAAACAAAAUGCAGCCUUUCAAUCAGUCAAAUUUAUUCAAGUGAUUCAAUCGGCCGGGAAACCAUUGAAAUCUGCAUUUUACAAUUUAGUAACACAUACCGAAGAGAACCAAAGUACAUCGAAGAAAGCUGAUUCUUACGUGCAAAGGAACAAGAUUCUGAAGGAGACUAAGACAAUACCCCGAGUUGUAUAUGAAAUCGAACAAUUUUACAAAGAGAUUUUAGCACUUGAAAAAAAGACUGGUAUUCCACUUGAGACUUACAUAAAGCAUAGCAUAACGCGAGAUUUCCGUAUAAAAAACACACAAUUAGUAGAAGCAUUCGACAAGAUGGAUAUCAGUAUGCUGAAUACACAGAAUUCGUCUCGUAAUGAUACAUCUAAUUCAAAUAUAAAUGAUACGUCUACAAGAACUUCCCCGGAAAUAUCAUCUUCAAAACGAUCCAGAAUGAAUGACGUAUCUAUGGAACUGUCUACGGAAUUGCCGCCUUCGAAGCGAUCUAGAACUCGAUCUAGAAGCGAGUUAGACUCUUGAAAAUAGGUUUUACCUUCGUCUUCUCUCUCGUGAUCGUCUUCUUCGCCGGUCUCUGUCACGUUCUCGUUCCCGAGAUCGAUCUCUUCGUCUUCC